Cercospora beticola is the source of this 3031-nucleotide messenger RNA. Its product is annotated as GEN1/YEN1 family endonuclease. The record is from RefSeq and is a predicted model, not a curated record. Gene Ontology annotation, molecular function: 5'-flap endonuclease activity; crossover junction DNA endonuclease activity. NCBI's taxonomy places the organism in Eukaryota, Fungi, Ascomycota, Dothideomycetes, Mycosphaerellales, Mycosphaerellaceae.
UACAACUUCGCAAUGGCGUUGGACUGACCGCGCGGGCAGAAUGGGGGUCUCUGGCCUCUUCAAGGAACUUGGGCCUGGCCAGCGCAUCAGUGUCGCCAAACUCUCCGUCCAGCAUUUCUCCACCCAUGGACGACCCCUCCGACUGGCGAUUGACAUUUCCAUUUGGCUGUUCCAGAUACUCGCCUCCAAAGGCGGUUCCAAUCCUGCUCUCCGAACAUUCUACUACCGACUUUUACGACUAUUGUCGCUCAACAUACAUCCACUAUUCGUCUUCGAUGGACCGAACAAGCCAGCCUUUAAGCGCAACAAGAAGGUUGGAGGGCCAGGCGUCAGAGUCGCUAGUGUGCCCGAGUUUCUGGCCAAGGAAUUAUUGAGGAAAUUUGGAUAUCCGUGGCAUGUUGCGCCUGGCGAGGCCGAGGCAGAGUGUGCGCUUCUACAGAGGGAAGGCGUGGUAGACGCGGUCUUGAGCGAAGAUGUGGACACAUUGAUGUUUGGAAGUGGUGUGCUGUGGAGGAGCUGGACCGCGGAAGGCAAGGGCAAGGUUCCGACACACUGCACUGUCUAUCGCGCCGACGAAGUAGAAGAAAAGAGUGGGUUGGAUAAAGAGGGCAUGAUCUUGGUCGCGUUGAUGAGUGGAGGAGAUUACAUUGUUGAGGGUAUUCCUGGUUGCGGGCCCAAGGUUGCAUGCGACGCCGCCAGAGCUGGCUUUGGAAGAGAGCUGUGCGAACUGGCUAGGAAGAGGGAUGUCAAUGGGUUGAAGGAGUGGAGAGAGCGCCUGACACACGAAAUCCGGACCAACGAGAGCAAAUUCUUCACGAAGAGAAACAGCAAACUCGCGAUACCGGACGAUUUCCCGAAUAGAGAAGUCCUUAGAUACUACACGGACCCGUGUGUGAGCACGCUGGACAAGGUAGCGCGACUAAAGGCUGAGGUGAAGUGGGAUAUGGAGAUGGACUUCCCGGCAUUGAGAGCUUUCGCGGCCGAUGCGUUCGAUUGGAGAUGUAUUGGUGGUGCGAAAAAGUUCAUCAAAAAUCUUGCCCCUGCUAUCUUAGUGCGCGAGUUGCGACUGAUGGGCGAGAAAGACGAGCGGCUUAACACAGACGCACAAGCAGAGAGAGAGCAGCAGUAUGUGUUGGCGAUUCAUGGCAGUCGCAACCAUGCUGCAACCGAUGGAGAGCUCGAGUAUCGUAUCACAUUCAUUCCUCAAGGCCUGGUCCCUAUCGAUCUGAGUGUCGAAGACGAGGACGACGAGUUUGUUCCUGCUGGGGGUGCCGAUGAGGAGAUGGAAGCUGAAGACGAAUGGGCCCAGAUACCCAGCAGCACACAAGACGAGUCAGAUGUGCCAACCUCUCCCACCAAGAAACGCACUUUCAAGCCUUAUCAUCCAGAUCAGCCGGAGAAGCUUUGGCUGUUGCGCGACUUUCUCAAGGUUGGAUGCCCUCUACAUGUUGAAGACUAUGAGGACAAAUCAAAAGAUCCGAAAGAGUUCUUCAAGCAGAGGCGAAAGGCGAGGGCUGCUGCGAGGGGCGAUACGAAUGUGCAUGCAAAGAAGACACGUCGCAAGAAGAACGAGCUGGACUCGUCCCAAAUGCCCAUCGAUGCGUUUGGCACUUUGACUAAAUCUUCACAAGCGUCUGUGCUUGAAGUGAGUGGAUCGCAGGCUCGGAAACCACUGCAGACUGUUAAUACCGGUGCUAAUGUGGGAUCCAAGAAGCCGAGCAAGGCGUCGGAGAAGGAGACAGAUAUCGAUGAUGUGGUCGCCUCGGUCUCCAGAUUUCAGAAGCCUCGAGCGCUCUCUCCUUCUGCGCGCAAAACUGUCCCAGAUCCAAUGACGUACAACUUUGAGACAGAUGAUGAAGAAACGCCGAAAGCUGCGAAGAUUGCACCUCCUCCGAAGCCGAAUGCAGACUUCUUCAAGCCAUUUGGGGGAACGAGACCCUCUGCAUCGCAACAGACUCCGCCGCGCCGCAAGAGGCGUUCUGACGAGGUUGCAAGUCCGGCGUUGAGUCAACGAUCAAUCACCAGCUGGUUGUCACCUUCUCCGCGGAAGCAAGCGGCACCACAGAGGCCGAAUGAAGUUAUCUCACUUGUUUCAUCGUCACCAGCGAAAUCAGUGGAAUGUCCUCGCCCAAGCUCUCCGACACCAGAGCGCUUCCGCGGAGGAUUCAUUCGCAGUGAGAGUGAUGAUGUGGUGGACUUUGCUACGCCAAAGCUUCCUGAUUCUGUGACGAAGAGGAGAAGAAAGACGCCGCUGAGAAGGGCGCAAACCGCUCCUUCAGCAGGAGAGGAUCAACUCGAUCUGCCACUCGCUACGGCAAGGCAUCGGCCUACCACACCAGAUCCGACGCCUCCUGGGGACACCGUCGAAGCCAUGGACCUCGCAAGUCCGCUCCCCACCCGCGCCCCUGUGCAGGACAAGCCUGGCCCACCUCCAACUGAAGUUCCAGUGUCUGCCCUACCAGGCACUCAUGCUCGCAAAGUAUCCCGGACAUCGACAUCAAUGCCUGCCUCUGCCUCAUCCCGUUCGUCCGUCUCGAACUCGCUUCGUCGCUCUCCUCGCACUUCGACUUCCAAGACUAUAAAGACAAUCGCGGCCGUACAGCAAUCUCGCCUCUCGACCAAGAUCACCAAGACUCGGAUCGUGACCCGGGAAAGUCUUCCAGGCGCGUGGAAAGAAGUCGUCGAAGCGGAGACGUUGGAUAUGACAGGUGAUGGUAGUGGGUGGAAGCAGAGUGGUGGCAAGGCGACACUGGUAUCUACUACAGUGGAGACUGGGAACGGAAGAGUUGGAAAGGGUUGGAGAAAGAGUGGUGUUGAAGUUUUGGAUUUGACUGGAGCUUGACGUGAACACCAGGAUUGAUUGACGAGUCGCUUCCGGCGAUAUUGGAUUUGUCGUUUAGCGAAGGUGUUUCGGUGCUUCUGAUUCUGGUUAGGGAACGCGAUGCCCUAUUGUGAAGUUUCUUGAUAGCGUAGAGUAGCUUACGCCACGGGACUAUGACCGGGAAUGAGAGGAUAUUAACCUGUAGCCGCC